AUGUUAGUAUUGGUAAUUGGCGAUUUUCAUAUUCCACAUCGAAGUCAUAACAUCCCACUAAAAUUUCGUAAACUUCUUGUACCAAAUAAGAUGCAACAUGUUAUUUGCACAGGGAAUCUAUGUACAAAAGAAACUCUUGACUACCUCAAAUCGCUGGCCUCGGAUGUACAUGUGGUUCGGGGCGACUUUGAUGACUUCUCUGCGAAUUAUCCAGAUACUAAAGUUAUAACGGUUGGACAAUUUAGAAUUGGUUUGUGUCACGGUCAUCAGAUUAUACCAUGGGGCGACCACAAGAGAAUCGACCUUCUUGCAAGACAGCUGGAUGUUGAUGUCAUGGUUACAGGCAACAGUUAUGAAUGCAAAACUUUCCAAAUGGAAGAUAGAUUCUUUGUUUGUCCUGGUUCUGCUACUGGUGCUUUUUCUCCCAUAAAAAGGGAUGUAAUACCGUCAUUUGCUUUAUUGGAUGUCCAGGGUGGUAAUAUUGUGACAUAUAUUUAUCGGUUGGUAGAUGAUCAGGUUAAAGUGGAAAGGGUUCAGUUUGUCAAACCAAGCAAAAAUUAA
Messenger RNA from Enterobius vermicularis (human pinworm), 561 nucleotides. The record is from the annotation of a GenBank genome assembly. NCBI's taxonomy places the organism in Eukaryota, Metazoa, Nematoda, Chromadorea, Rhabditida, Oxyuridae.